AUGUCUUCAUCAGGCUCUAAUGAGAAUGUAGGCCAUUCUCGAUAUGAAAUGAACGAUUUGAAAAAAAAAUCUAAAACAAGUGAAUUCGAAACUACAGAAAAUGAAGUGGAAUAUUUCGCACAAACAGAUUCACAAUUACCAUCAUCCACCCUAUCAAACGAUUUCGAACCCAUUUCACAAGAUCAAAACACCACAUCACAUAGCAGAACACGAGCAAAAUUCCAAAAUUUUAUAGAUUCCUUCAAAAGAGCUGAUAAGGAACAACCGUCCACAUUAGAACACGACUUAACAAAGACCUUCGAAGGAACCCUGGAACCAAGUGAAGAUGGAACACAACCAGCAGAAGUAGCUGGUAAGUCAGAAGAAUUGAAACAUUCCAUUAAACCAAGACACGUCAUCAUGAUCUCAUUGGGUACUGGUAUUGGUACUGGUAUGUUAGUGGGUAAUGGUACAUCUUUAGCUAACUCAGGUCCUGCUGGGUUAGUCAUUGGGUACGCCAUCAUGGGAUCAUGUAUAUAUUGUAUCAUUCAAGCUACUGGUGAAAUGGCUGUCUUGUAUUCUAAAUUAAUCGGUGGGUUCAAUUCAUAUCCUUCAUUUUUAAUUGAACCUGCCCUCGGGUUCUCUGUCGCUUGGGUUUAUUGUAUACAAUGGCUUUGUGUUUGUCCAUUGGAAUUGGUCACGGCAUCAAUGACUAUCAAAUAUUGGACUACGAAAGUGGAUCCAGAUGUCUUUGUUGUGAUAUUUUAUGUCUUGAUUAUUCUUAUUAAUGUCCUUGGUGGUGCUGCAGGUUAUGCAGAAGCAGAAUUCUUCUUUAAUUCAUGUAAGAUUUUAAUGCUUUUAGGCUUCUUUAUUCUGGGUAUCAUUUUAAUUUGUGGUGGUGCAGGUGAUGACGGAUACAUUGGUGGUAGAUAUUGGCAUGAUCCUGGUGCCUUUAGAGGUGAACAUGCAAUCGACCGUUUUAAAGGUGUCGUAUCCACAUUAGUUAAUGCUGCGUUUGCAUUCGGUUUAAGUGAAAUGAUCGGUGUCACCGCUAGUGAACAAUCUAACCCACGUAAGGCAAUCCCAUCAGCUGCUAAAAAGAUGAUCUACAGAAUUGUUUGUAUCUAUUUAGGUUCAGUGGUAAUUGUCGGGUUUUUGGUUCCAUGGAAUUCUGACCAAUUGUUAGGUUCUAGUGGUGGUGGUGUUAAGGCAUCUCCUUAUGUCCUGGCUGUUUCAACUCAUGGUGUUCGUGUGGUUCCACAUUUCAUCAAUGCAGUGAUUUUAUUAUCUGUUCUAUCAGUGGCAAACUCUGCAUUCUAUUCCAGUUCCCGUUUAUUAUUAGGUUUAGCUGAACAAGGUUAUGCUCCAAAGAUUUUCAAAUACGUUGAUAGAGAAGGUAGACCAACUAUGGGUAUGUGUGUUGCUGCCCUAGUGAAUGUCAUCUCAUUCUGUGCCACAUCACCAAAGGAAGAUCAAGUUUUCGUUUGGUUGUUGGCUAUUUCGGGGUUAUCUCAAUUAUUCACUUGGUCUGCCAUUUGUUUGUCACAUAUUAGAUUUAGAAGAGCCAUGGCUGUUCAAGGAAGAUCAUUGGGUGAAAUUGGUUUCAAAUCUCAAUGUGGUGUAUGGGGAUCUUGGUAUGCGUUCAUUAUGAUGAUGUUGAUUUUGAUUGCUCAAUUCUGGGUUGCUAUUGCACCAAUUGGUGAAGGAAGAUUAGAUGUUCAAGCCUUCUUUGAGAAUUAUUUGGCGGCCCCAAUUUUGAUUGCACUUUACUUUGGCUACAAGAUAUAUACAAAGGACUGGAGGUUAUUCAUCAGAGCUAAGGACAUUGAUUUAGAUAUCAAUAGAGAUGUGUUUGAUGAAGAAUUGAUUAGGCAAGAAGAAGAAGAAUAUAAAGAAAAGAUGAGAAAUGCACCAAUUUGGCAGAAAAUUUAUGAAUUCUGGUGUUGA
This is a messenger RNA of Naumovozyma dairenensis CBS 421, 1926 nucleotides long. RefSeq names its product amino acid permease. The coding region runs from base 1 to 1926 and encodes 641 amino acids. NCBI's taxonomy places the organism in Eukaryota, Fungi, Ascomycota, Saccharomycetes, Saccharomycetales, Saccharomycetaceae. Gene Ontology annotation, molecular function: amino acid transmembrane transporter activity. The record is from RefSeq and is a predicted model, not a curated record. The transcript has a single exon. Gene Ontology annotation, cellular component: membrane. Gene Ontology annotation, biological process: amino acid transmembrane transport.